Molecule: messenger RNA, 1119 nt
Organism: Postia placenta MAD-698-R-SB12
Lineage: Eukaryota; Fungi; Basidiomycota; Agaricomycetes; Polyporales; Adustoporiaceae
Exons: 7
Coding region: 1-1119 (372 amino acids)
Molecular function (GO): monooxygenase activity; oxidoreductase activity, acting on paired donors, with incorporation or reduction of molecular oxygen; iron ion binding
Source: RefSeq, a predicted model, not a curated record
AUGCCUCAGGCGCGGGAAAAUAAAACCACAUUUCAUGACUACUACCAGCUCGCGAUCAAGCUUAGUGUCACAAGCAACAAGACAGAGUCGUAUGACACGGGUACUGCUGCAAGUGGGGUCUCAACCGAUUCUGCAAAGGAGUCGCAUAAACCUCUCAAGACCUUCCAAAUCGGGUGGUAUCCUCGACGAACCGGCGGAACCCAAGGUGCUCAUUUGAAAUCAACGCCAUCUGUACUCGAAGAGAAGUUCGCUGGGGCAUGGAUGACAACUGUGGAGUCGCAUCGGCGGCUGGCAUUCACGUCUUCGUUUCUCCAUCCAGCUAUGCGCACGAUUCGCCGUGGUUCUAGGACAUGCCGCCGGUAUACGCGCCAUCGGGAAUGUACGGCAAGAUUUGUGUCCAUCUCGGAUGAGACGUAUUUGAAGUGGGCACAGAAAUAUGGUCCUGUCUUCUCUGUCAAAUUGGGCAGCCAGCGCAUCGUCGUUCUGAACAGUGCCGAAGCGGCGGACGAGCUGCUUACCAUCCGCAGCAAGUGGUAUUCGAACCGCGAGCCCUCACACGUCGGGUUCGACCUUGUAAUCGACCAGCAGCGGAUGGUGCAUAUGCCAUACGACAAAGAGUGGAAGGCCGACGAAGAUGACGCUUACAACGACUAUCUCAUUCCCAAAGGAUCCACGGUGAUUGGAAACAUAUGGGCUAUCCAUAUGGACCCCGUUCGGUACCCUGACCCGACUGCAUUCAAGCCGGGGCGGUUCUACGAUCCGGAUGGAAGCUGGACUGGGCAAGCGGUCCGGACACUCAUAAUCGCGACCAACAGCUAUAUAUUCGGGUGGGGCAUUCGUUUCUCUGGCAAAUAUCUUGCAGAGGCGUCGAUGUUCAUCGUUCUGUCUCGUCUCAUCUGGGGCUUCGACUUCUGCGCGGCAUCGGAUGCGAAGACCGGCAAAGCAAGAUUACCUGAUGUCGACGACGAGGCCACGUUCACGGACGGGCUUGUGGCUGCCCCGAAGAUUUACCCUGUUGGAUUCAAGCCACGGUCCGAGAAGUAUGCCGAGAUGAUCAAGGCAUCGUAUAGAGACGUUCAGAACGACUGGCAGUCGAUGGGGCUGGUGGGAGAUGAGUGA